ACACUGGCGGGAGGCUGGAGUCGAUCCAGAUGUCGGCUGUGUCUCCGUCAGUGUGUAUAAGUGUUCUGAAAGAAGAUGACUCACCUUAAGGUUGGAGUACGAGUACGACCACUCUCUCGAAGAGAGUUCGAGGGCAAUUCCUCCACGAUUUUGGAAGUUGAGGACGAUGGGAAAACUGUGGCCGUGACGAAUAUCAAGGUACCCGAACAGAAUGCCGGCGACAGUCGCAAGCGCAUCAGAAGAUUCACCUUCGACUUCUGCUUGCACGAGAAUUCCACACAGGAUGAUGUGUUCCAAGCUAUUGAAAAUGUCAUCAGCAAAGCGAUCAAAAGGCGGUAUCAUUCAUGCGUUUUGGCCUAUGGACAAAGCUCCUCCGGAAAGACGCACACCAUGAUGGGGUUUCCGCACGAUCCAGGGGUCACACCCAAAUUGUGCCAAAAGGUAUUCGACUAUUUGCAAGAAAGUGCAGUGGGAAGCGAAAUGGAGAAGACAAAAGUAACCUGCAGUUAUUUGGAGAUAUACAAUGAGAAAGUGAGGGAUUUGCUGCUUAAGGAUGACACGUGCGCGCUCAGGAUAAGGCAACAUCCGAAGAAAGGACCUUACGUUCAAGGCCUGUCCUCGCACCCAGCGCCGGACUCCAGCACUCUUCUUCGCCUCCUCAGCACAGGCAACAGCAACCGUCGUGUGGGUGCCACCCUCACCAACCCUCAGUCCAGCCGCAGCCACUCCGUCUUCAUCAUCCAAUUCGACGAAAUCAAACUCACCCUCGUCGAUCUAGCCGGAAGUGAACGCACCGGAAACAGGUGCUACACCGCAUCCCGCUUCCGAGAGGGUGCUAACAUCAACAAAAGUUUAGUGGCCUUGGGGAACGUCAUCUCGGCCUUGGCCGAAGACACGGCCAAGAGCUCCAAGGGGAUCAGGAGGAGGUUUAUUCCGUUCAGGGAUUCGGUGCUGACAUGGCUAUUAAAAGACACGCUGGGAGGAAACUCCGACACUGUGAUGAUUGCGACUAUUUCUCCAUCCAGUGAGUGCUAUAGUGAGACGGUGAAUACUUUGAGGUUUGGGCAACGGGCCAAGCUAAUCGUGUCCAUUCCAGUCGUUAAUGAAGACCCCAAGGAGCGGACCAUCAGGGAGCUAAGAGCUGAAAUCGCAAGGCUCAGGGAGCUGCUCAGCCUGGGACAGUUCCAGAAACCCAUGUCUAACGAUAACCUUAACACCACCGAGAAACUCAUCCCUGUGAUGAGUUUCACUGAUUCCAACAAACCAGAACCCUCCCGUCUUCGACGCACCUCCAGCAUUGACCACCCCCUCAAAAAACCCAUUGUACCAACUCGCAAAUACAGCUCGGAGGAAGCUUUACGCAGAGCUAAACCACCCAAAAAUGAAAAGAGUAGUUUAGAACCCAAACCUAAAGUCGAGGCCAAAGUCGACUCAAUCCGACGAGCUCCAGUCAAACCACGAUCACAAAUCGUGGCAGCGGUCACACACCGACUUUACGCCAAAACCAAGAAAAAAGAAGUCGCGACUGACACUUCCGACCUACCAACAGGCCCCCCAAAAGAGUUGAGCAUUUGUUCAAAUGCUCGGCUCCAGCUGAAGGAACUGACAAGGCGGGCGCUUAAAGCACACAAAUUCCGAAAUGAGGAAACCCAAACGGAACUUUUCCCUGUUUUGAGAGUCAAAGAAACAUCGACUGAUGUCGACGACUUGAAAUCUCUGUUGUACGAAGUACGAGAUGUUGAAACUUCGACUGAAACUCUGCCAAUGGAAGACAAAGAAGUCAGUUGUGCGUUUCUUGACAGUUUGCAAAAUGCGUUUGUUGUGACGAAAAGUUGUGGUACUCAAGCCCAAGUCCAGUCGAGUGUUUCCUUCACUAAAUAUCUCCAAGAACCACCGAGAAUUGAAAUAUUCAACCCCCACACUGCCAAUCCGAUUUACACUUCUUCAGUCAAUAUCAACAUUUCGCACAAUUAUAUCAACGGGCGCAAAAUUACCGAAAGUGUUUCUGAUGAUAGUUUGGAUGACCAAUCAAAUGUUUGUUUCCCCACGCCUGAUUUAAUAAGUAACCACAACUCGUUAGAACCGUCGAAAGAAACUCUCGAGAGUAAAUUGCGUCAUGCGACUUCUAACACUCUCGAACAAGAGGAAGGUCUAGCAUUUGAUUUGGUGCAGGACAACCCCCAGUGUUUUGUUGCCAACACUUCCACGGUUCCAGAGUGUCAAGAACGUGUCAGUUGUGUUAACAUUCCGAGUAUUUAUGCUCCAGAAGUUUGCCACCAAGAGGAGACUCUCCAUAGAUGCGAGGUCUUCACUCCAGAAGUGCCAGAGAUGGCUAAACCCAAUGUAAUUCAUUCUAUGUGCUACAGCGACGAUUGUAUAACUCUAAUUGAGCCUUUGGUGUUGAAAUCAAUCAUGAAGCACAUCCCUGAAGGAAGCAUACAACCGGAGGAUCUUCCAGACUCACUGGAGUAUCACAUGGCAAACUCCAAGAAAGUCCAUUUUAAUAAAUCUGGAACCUGUCAAAAUGACCGCAUGAUGAAAGCCAUGUCCGAUUUUCUGGAAGAAGCAACUAUUUUGAUGAACAAUUUGUCGAAGGCUGCGAUUCAGGACCAGGAACGUGAAUACGACGUCCAGGUCUCCAUUAAUGGUUUGGUGGAACAACAAAAACGAAGGAGGAAGAGACGAGUCCUCAAGAACGUUAAAUGUCAAACUGAAGAAGCAGCGACGAAAUCGAAUUGCAUUCAAACUGAGGAUGACUUGGACCUUACCAACAAGUAUGAGUUACUGUUGGAGGAUUCUUGCCGAAGACUAGAAGAAAAAAUUGCUGCCGCCACCGAAGAAAGCAUUUACAAUCCGUGGGAUUUGUAUCACCAUGAAGACACAAGUCUGGAGAGCAAUCCCGUCACUUUCUCGGACUAUGGAAGCUUGCCCAGACGCAAAAAGAGAUACACUUCGUGUACCCCCAGCGCGUAUUUGAGACAGCUGGCGAGUAUGAGACGGCAAGUGGUCGAAGCCUCGCGUGAGGAACUUUCAAAUCACAGCGACAGUGUUUCGUAACAAUAAUAUUGGCAAGUAAUUGUAUGAACUUUUAUUACCAUAUUUAUACAUUUUUUUAUUUAUUUAUUAAUAAAUAAUCAUGAGGUUUCUAUUUUACAAAAAUACAA
Messenger RNA from Tribolium castaneum (red flour beetle), 3164 nucleotides. RefSeq names its product kinesin-2a. Lineage: Eukaryota; Metazoa; Arthropoda; Insecta; Coleoptera; Tenebrionidae. The transcript has 9 exons. Gene Ontology annotation, biological process: microtubule-based movement. Gene Ontology annotation, molecular function: ATP hydrolysis activity; ATP binding; plus-end-directed microtubule motor activity. Gene Ontology annotation, cellular component: microtubule; kinesin complex. The record is from RefSeq and is a predicted model, not a curated record. Bases 76 to 3057 code for a protein of 993 amino acids.